Molecule: messenger RNA, 2595 nt
Organism: Oncorhynchus mykiss (rainbow trout)
Lineage: Eukaryota; Metazoa; Chordata; Actinopteri; Salmoniformes; Salmonidae
Source: RefSeq, a predicted model, not a curated record
ACACGCAUGCGCAUUGAGGUUCACCCUAGUCAGCAGUAUGAGAAAUGGUCCAUGCAAUCUUGAUUCCUCUCCCAACUCCGAGGUUACUCCAUUGGAUUUGAAAUGUAAAAUGGUUAAGGUACGAUUUGAGGUUAUGGUUAGGGAACUGUAGUAGGGGUUAAGGUUAGGGUUUAGGGUAGCGACGUCCCACGGUACCCGGGUAGCACUACCCAGGAUAAAAUGGCAGCACCUUUGAGGCAAGGAGGACAGCAGCCUCUGGAUGCUGCUAACCUCAAAGACCUGAGAGUGGCUCUGAAUGGCUUCUUGGCCAAAGGAGAGACGCUCAAGCUGGAGACUAAGUCUGACCCCCUCCAUCUUGGGUUGAAUGACAGUCAGCGUCAGGGACAAAAAAUGAUGCACCAAGUCACUGGCAGCAGCAAUGACUAUUGCAUGAGUGGCCUUGCAGAGGAAUGUCAACACCCAACCAGCCACUUUGACUUAUGUAGCUCGCAAUCCAACAAAUUCUACCCUUCGCCUCCACCCCCUACUCUACAGCUGCCCCACCCAAACCUGCACAAGCCCAUGCCCUGUCAAAUGCAACAAGAGCCCCAGAAUGAGUUCCACCCUCAGACAGUGAGGAUCCGAGGGCCCAGUGAGACUCCAACUGGGACAGAGAGCUCCAAGAAAAAGAAAGGAGGCGUCGUCAAGUCCGGCCGUAGAGGGAGACCCUCGGGGACCACGAAGUCAGCCGGUUACCGGACAAGCACUGGACGUCCGUUGGGGACCACGAAAGCUGCGGGGUUCAAGACCAGUCCCGGCAGGCCUCUGGGUACGACCAAAGCAGCAGGCUACAAGGUUAGCCCUGGCAGGCCUCCUGGUAGCAUCAAGACUCUGGCUCGGCUCAAGAAACUGGAGUACGGGAGCUGUGAUGUUACCAAGAAACUAGGCUUCAGUAACUGCGUCGGCGGAGCCAAGAAACUGGACUAUGCCAGCUGUGAUGGUACCAAGAAAUUGGACUAUGCCAGCUUCGAAGUGGCACCUUUCCCUUACAACCUGAUGCAGAAACGAGGCCUGCGUGAGCCUACUGGCAAAGUGGAGGAACCUAACGAGUAGUUAUGCCUGCGUCUCGUAUCUAUUGCCUGGAAAUCAUAUUUGAGUGCUUUUCCUAAAGGGUGUUGAUGUCUAGAAGGGACUCAUGUAGCCAAAAUAUUGGUUGACUUUUGGAUAUGUCUGGCACUGGUUACUAAUGAAUGGCUCCUCCUCUCUUCAUUGCACUCUGCUGAUAUUGUCACCAUGUAAUCUGUCCCUAUCCAAAGACUGAAAUCGCUCUCUUUUUUUCAAUAAGUUUGUUAUCUUAUUUUACAGAAAUUGCAUGAUAAAGCAUAUAAUAAAUACAGUCAAUAUACUUUAGCUAAACAGGAAUGAGAAAUAGCCUACUAUUAGUCAUAAUCUAGUCAAAUGCUCGCUGUCUGGAGAAGGGUUGAUGUUUUGUUUAAAUGUUUAAAUAUCUGACUUUCAUUCAUCUGUUUAUUUUAUGCUCUGAUAUAAUGUGCUUUUAUCAUUAGUAGUUUGCUUGUCCUCCUGAUGUUUUCCACAUUGAAAAUGCAUCUGAGUAGAAAACAACACAAAACACACUAGCAAAACAUGAAUCUUAGUAGGAAACAACACAAAACACACUAGCAAAACAUGAAUCUUAAGCACCUCCCAGAGUGCGUGUGGCAGUGUUUGUGUCUUUUUGUGUUGUAUGGUAUAACAUUUUUUAUUUGUAUUUAUACAUAGCAUAUUUAUACACAGGAUUUCAUGCAAUAUAACAUUGUUACAACAUGUUUUUUGAAAUUGUGCUUGAACUUUUGGGCCUCCCGAGUGGCACAGCGGUCUAAGGCACUCCACCGCAGUGCUAGAGGCGUCACUUCAGACCCGAGUUCGAUCCCGGGCUGUAUCACAACCGGCUGUGAUUGGGAGUCCCAUAGGGUGGUGCACAAUUGGCCAAGCGUCGUCCCAAGUUAGGGGAGAUUUUGGCCGGGGUAGGCCGUCAUUGUAAAUAAGAAUUUGUUCUUAACGGACUUGCCUAGUUAAAUAAAGAUUACAAAAAAUCAAAAAAUAAACUGACACGAACACAGUGCAUCUGAAAACCUCUCAUAAUACUUAUUUGACGACAAAGGAAUUGUUAUUUCUAACUCUUUGUGAAUAUUAAUGUUUUUGUCUUCUCAAUGUACUGUAUUAUCCUUUAUUCUUUGUUCUCACAAGUGAACUAUCAAUUGAUUAAAGCAAACCCAGAAUGGUGUUGAGUAGGAACUAUCAUUUUAACCAACGGAGAAAAUGCUUUAUGGUGGAUUAUGUGUAACGAUAAGAUAGUUUUCUGUAUGUAUGACCAAAAAUUAAAAUGAAAUGGUCAUUCUUAAAUGAUAUUGUCUUGACUGUCACUGAUAUUUUAAUAGUGUAGUGUAUAAACAACAGUGUAGAUCAUUUCCAUUUGUAAAGUGUAGACAAAAAUCUGUAUCUUAUCAUAUCAUGGGGUCCAGGUCCCCCUAUGAGCCAGUGGACUCCACCUUUAUAAAACACUGAUUGCAUGUCCAACCACUCUAAAAUAAAUAUAAGAAAUACUGUUUUAAUCCU